Molecule: messenger RNA, 1998 nt
Organism: Podarcis muralis (Common wall lizard)
Lineage: Eukaryota; Metazoa; Chordata; Lepidosauria; Squamata; Lacertidae
Source: RefSeq, a predicted model, not a curated record
GAGAUGCUUGUUUUCUGCUUGAAUCUAAGGCUGCUGCUUGGGGCAUUAAUGCUGUGAGUCCCUCCAUUGUAGGCUCAAAAUAAAUGUGCCAGCUUAAAAAGUGUGUUUCAUUUAAUCUGUAGUUUGGUCUUGCUCAACAUCAGAAAUGCAUCACGAGUUAGAAAUCCCUGCUGAAUUCACAUUUUGACAGCUUCUGAAAAAUACUCUCGGUGGACCUGCAGACUGAUUCUAUGAGUUUCUGCCUACUAAGUAAGUCAGUGGCACAAUGACUGUGGCCUUAUGACCCCCUAAUGCUGAGCUAGCAUUGCAAGGCCAGGAUGCUACAUCAGAAGUAGGAGUCAGUAUUCACCUACGAUCAACAGGCAGAGCCCAAAAUAGGAUGGUGCUCUGCACAAACCCUCCAGCUAAUUGUGUCUCGGCUACAUGUGAGAUGAGAACUUUAUAAACAAUUUGUAUUGUACGGGUGCAGUUGGGCAAGGCAUGAUGCUGAUGGGUACUGAGAUGGUGGGAAACUGAUAAUAAGGAUUUGGAUAUUUACUGAUGGUUAUUAACUGAACCCAGCAUUCAGCUAAGAAGACAAGCCUCCUUUGAUGGUAAAAUUGGCAGAGUCCUCACGGCUGACAAGAAGGGUAUAAAACAAAAAGCCCCACAACAUGCCUAUGUGUGACCAAGUGCGAAAUCUGCCCGGGGGGUGGUGGUGUGUGGUUGCGAUGAAACAAGAAUCCAUGAAGAAGAACUGAAGAACACAGGACACUUGGGAUUAAUGCAGCAACAGAACUACUUUCCUCUUCCAUUAUCAGCUCAUCUUUGCAGAAUGAGCCUCAGUGACCUUCUCUACCCAAACAAUCCACAAAGACGCCAGGAUGUGAUUGCCCUGCACCAGGAACUGCUUGACUGCAUGCAGCUGAAUUUUAAGGCCACCGAUGAACUAAUUGGAGCACUGAAUGAACAUCUGGGAGCCAAGAUCGCGCACGUUAAAAUGAAAGAGGGCGGCACCAUCAAAGAGAACUGUGACAUCAUCAUCCGAGCCAUGACUGAUAUUCAGCAAGAGGUAUGGAAGUUUGAUAAAGAAAUAAAGGAAAAGCUAGAGCCACUGAUGUACCGAAAGCUUUAUGAUAUCAAGGAGCCGGAGUUGGAAAAAAUUGCAAUAGCUCACAGGAUUGUAUCUGUUAUUCUUGGAGAGGCUACUGCAUCUGCAGGUAUAGUAGCUGUAAAAUUGGUGUGUUCGAAUAUUGUAACUGUUACUGUUAACAAACUAGUUGCUCUACUUGCUCAGAUUGGGUUAUCUGUUCUAGGAGGCAUUGCCAUUAGUGCUCUGGGGCUGGGUAUCGACAUAAUUCUUCAUGCUAUAUUGGGAGCGGUGGAAAGAGAUCACCUUGUAGCAUGCAUUGAGAGCUAUGAGCAGCAUCUGGCAGAAUUUAAGGAAGCCUCGCAGAUUUAUCAUUGCGCCAUUACAGAAGUCAGUGCAAUGGUGAAAGACAAAGCUAAAUUAGGAAUAUCUGGGGAUGUUCCUACACACUGGUCAUUACACACUGGUCAUUACGUAUUCUAAUAUGACUGAUAAGAACUUUCCUUUUUAAUACGGCUUGUUCGUUUUUGCAAUUAGCAACAUAGAAAUAAAGAGACUGGUAGUGAAUAACUUGUUAAAGACAAAAGACCCUUGUAGACAAGCAGUAACUGAAAGGUGUAGGUUUCUGCAGGUAUGUGACAUGAGCGAAUGCUCUAACGGCACAAACUUAACUAUGUUUACUCAGGAGUUAAGUCCCGUUGAACUCAGUGGGGAUUCCUUCUGGAUAAGUGGGGUUGGGAUUGUAGCCUUUGAUUGCAAUCCUAAUGUCUCCUCCCUUUCAGUGGGGAUUUGUAGAAAAAGCAUACACAAAUCCACUGUACAACAAUUGCAUACUAGAAAUCAAGAUGUAGUUAUGCAGUUCAUCCUUUUCCAUGUGAAUCAAGCUUGGUAAUGUGGAAAGUAUUGAAAACAUGCAUUGCGUUAUUGAG